Molecule: messenger RNA, 2964 nt
Organism: Plenodomus lingam JN3
Lineage: Eukaryota; Fungi; Ascomycota; Dothideomycetes; Pleosporales; Leptosphaeriaceae
Source: RefSeq, a predicted model, not a curated record
AUGUCAACCCUUCUCAAGAACUCUCAAGAACUCCCUGCUACUUCAAUGGCACCCAUUCACCAAAAUCAGUAUGGUGAUCGAGUGCAGAGGAGGAAGUUUCGCAACGUUUUCGGCCCCCAAUGUUCUGUGUUCGCUUACCUCAAGCACCCAGCUAGCCUGGUACCAGCGUUGACAGGCAAAGCCAGCAAUCCGAUGAUGACCUGCCCGCAUCUCCAGCUCAGACUUGUUAGGGCUUUUCAAGGCCGACAACAGUGCUGCGGCGGGUAUGGAGGCACAGCAGAGAGACAUCGCACGACUUCCGUCCCAGAAGCCAGGAGGCCGUAUCUCGAUAGGGCUAUUAUUCGCCUAAGGCUACUCUAUUCGGCCUUGAUCAGCGCGGCUCGCUGCAGAGGCACAAGGCUGAGCGAAACGACGGGAUGGACCCACAGGCUACCAGGCAUCAAUAGCCGUGGGUGGGAGAAACAAUUUCGCAAGAUGGUGAAACUGGAUUCCCUCAUAAUUAAGGCGUUAAAUACUUCAGGCGCUUUGGCACGAGAAUUUCCACCCAUUCUUCCUACAAGCUCCACGACAUCUGACCCAACAUCGUCGGCACAAAGUUGUCCUGAUUCAGAGCCCAAGCACACUUCAGGAUCUCAAAGGCUGUCACAACUAUUCCCAUCGCGACCAAAUUCACUCAUAUCACCCAUCUCUCCUGCCAGCAGUUCAUCGUACAGGAGAUCGUAUCCAUCCCCCCUUGUACCAGCCGCAGAACCACCAUAUCGCAUACCUCGCGCACCUGCACCCCCAUUGUUUCACGAAGACACAGCAUCUAGCCCUGUUGCAUGUUCCUAUGAUCACCAAAGUGUGUCUCACACCCUACAGAGCAAGAGUGGGACAAAGAGACUGUUUAGUCGGCUCGCAUCCUUGCGAGCAGGGGGCUUGAGAGUUAAUACGUAUGGCAGACUUGGAGAUGAAGAAGCUGCUUCCUCCAAGCGACAGCUUCCAGGAAUGCAAGAGGCGGAAGAAUCUGUGGGCCAUGACUUGAGCAGCUACGAAGGUUUGCCUCUGAGGUCUUUCCAGCCGCGCAUCAGGGGAGAGCACCCACUGGAGGUGAAAAGAGAGCAGGAUUUACAUGAAGCCGCCCAUGCGGCUGAAUUCGAGAGACUCGAGUCACAACUGGGAGCUGGAAUGACUACGAUCCUGCAGAAGCCGUUCACGCAUAACCCCAUCCGACCUCCACAUGAAAGCAGCGGAACACUUCAACGGGGCUUCUCCGUAUCUGAGAUGGCGCACCUGCAGGCGAAAGAUGCGCAGAAGGAAGCCGAUACAAAAGGCGAUAUCGUCGCGGUUGCGGAAAUUCCCAUCGACAUUAGUGACUCCAUUGCUGGCACCGAUUUCGAUCGUAGGAGUAGCAUCAUGACCGCAGAUACAAGCCUGGCUGGCAAAGAUGCGCAAACGAGCUACUUCUUUCCGCACGACCCUGAUAUGCCUUCGUGGCGUCCGUUUACCAUGGGAUGGCCCUGGAUUGCCAUGCUUAUUACCGUUGCAUUGGUGCUUUCCGGCCUCCAGGAGUUCCUUUGCCAAUGGUCCAUGGGCCAUGUCAAAGCACAUAGCGAGGAAGGCAUACUGCGCUUUGGGAAGGUGGGAGAUCUGACUGUAGGACUGUAUUUUGCUUGGCAAUAUGCGCCCAUCAUGAUCUUUGUCUUGUACGGUAUCCUCUGGCAGAUGACAGACUUUGAGGUGAAACGCUUGGAACCUUUUUAUCAACUCUCCCAAAAGACUGGAGCCACGGCAGGCGAGUCUCUCAACAUGGACUACCUCACUUUUAUGUCCUGGGCUGUACCUCUCAGAGCCCUUCGACACAAGCAGUACGCCGUCAUCUACAGCUCAAUGGGAACUAUGAUCGCUAGCAGUGUCGUGCCUGUUCUGCAAGCCGCAUCUAUCAAAAUGGAGCAGAUUGAAGAAAGCGAGCAAGGACAGCCACAGAAAGUAGUGCGUGUGGUUCCACCAUGGUCAAGAGCUGUUUCCGGCUGUCUACUGAUCGUUGCCUUUUGUGGCGCCAUGCUCAUGUACGCCAUGCGCCGCAAAAGUGGCUUACAAUCCGAUCCAAAAGGCAUCGCCGGCAUCGCAGCCAUGGCGACCAAAAGUCACAUCCUAGCCGACUUCCACGGCCUCGACAAGGCCCCACUACACAAGAUCCACAAACAACUUCGUCACCGUCGGUACAUUUUGCACAAAAGCUCCAUGUGGCAGGGCGAAUACAUACGCAACAGCAAAGACAAGGUCCCCGAAACAGGAACCGACCCGAGACCACUCAUGCUCCGCAAAAGAUUCGGCUUCGCCUUUAUCACCUUUAUCAUCGCCGUCGCCAUCGCCACCCCCAUCUUCACCUUUGUCGAACGCGCCGCCGCAAUCACCCUUAAACUCCCCUUUCUCAUGACCGGCCUCGCCACCAUCAUCCGCAUGCUCUGGAACACACUCAACACCGACGUCCGCAUGCUUCAACCCUUUUGGAUCCUCGCCCACCGCCACGCCCCACCCAAAACCCUAACCCUCGACUACGCCGGCACAAACCCACUCUUCCUGCCCUUCCAAGCCUUCUUCAACCGCCACUACCUCGUCGCCCUCGUUGCCCUCGGCUCCAUCCUCGCUGAGAUUCUCACCGUCUGCGUGUCCUCCAUCAGUGUCGACGGCAAGAAAUUCAUCCCUGGACUCGGUCGUAUACAUGACAAUGAUGUCUCCUCCGCCAACAACACAGUCCACAACACCGACCCAGACGAUCACUACAACACCGAUCAAACUUACCGCAGCUUCUGGUCCUCCUUUACCCUCUCCAUACUCAUCCUGAUCUACCUCGUCGUCACCGCCCUCAUCACCUACACCACGCGCUCGCAAAAACUGCUGCCCCGUCAAAUCGGCAGUCUCGCCUCUGUGCUCGCUUUCAUUCACCAGAGCAAGAUGCUCGCAUCUGGAGCGGGGCGGUAA